UCAGAAACAUGCCUGAACCCGCCAAGUCCGCGCCCAAGAAGGGCUCCAAGAAAGCCGUGACCAAGACCGCCGGCAAAGGAGGCAAGAAGAAGAGAAAGACCAGGAAGGAGAGUUACGCCAUCUACGUGUACAAGGUGCUCAAGCAGGUCCACCCCGACACCGGCAUCUCCUCCAAAGCCAUGAGCAUCAUGAACUCUUUUGUCAACGACAUCUUUGAGCGCAUCGGCGGAGAGGCCUCCCGCCUGGCGCACUACAACAAGCGCUCCACCAUCACCUCCAGGGAGAUCCAGACCGCCGUGCGCCUCCUGCUGCCCGGAGAGCUGGCCAAGCACGCCGUGUCCGAGGGCACCAAGGCCGUCACCAAGUACACCAGCUCCAAGUAAAGUGCUCCAGAGAAUAUACACACCAACGGCUCUUUUAA
This is a messenger RNA of Periophthalmus magnuspinnatus, 421 nucleotides long. RefSeq names its product histone H2B 1/2. The record is from RefSeq and is a predicted model, not a curated record. Bases 9 to 383 code for a protein of 124 amino acids. The transcript has a single exon. Gene Ontology annotation, cellular component: nucleosome. Gene Ontology annotation, molecular function: DNA binding; protein heterodimerization activity; structural constituent of chromatin. Lineage: Eukaryota; Metazoa; Chordata; Actinopteri; Gobiiformes; Gobiidae.